GUGACGAACGGAAAAGAUGAAGCAAACGGGAGUAUUGUUGGUGAUGCAAGUCGAUUCCGGUAGAAAGGGACCCUUCGUGCUUCUUCUCUUUCUUCUUAUGACUCUAAUCCUUCCCAGUAUUUAAACUUUCUCUUUGCUUCCAUUCUUCCUUUUUCUGUUGUCUCAAUGAACUUCUUCUUCAUCUUAUUCUUGUUCGAUUGCGGAUUAACGACUUAAGCUUCCAAAGCUACAGCUUCAAAGAUAAGCUCAUGUUCCAUUGAGGGUUCUCUGUUUUUUUUUUUUUUUUUUGAGAUUAUGCCAUGGGAGUGCUGCUUAAACAGUUAAACUCGUCUUCGAACGCAUUCUGGAUAAUUCUGGGAUCGGUCAGUCUAUGAGGUCAUUAACAUUUGCUUACAAGUUUUGAGCUUACUUGGUUUAAGGUGAUCACAGUUCUUCGUUGUUGAAAUGUUCAAAAUUGUUUUCUGUGUUAUGUCCUUUUGGUGGAUCUGCUUCUGUUUUUCUGAAUGUCUUGGUCAUCAAAAUAGGAAAAGGAAAACAGAGUAAAGCAAAAAGACAAAAAAAAGCAUUCGUAGCCUGAUUACAACCCCUAUUUCCCUCGAAUUUUGUUUCAAUAAUUUUCUCUUCAUUUUUGUAUUAUAAUUUUAAUACUUCUUAGCAAUCGGCAAUGCAGUUCCAGAGGAAAAAUAUUUGUUUCUUUUUCCUUUCUGAGCAUCAAGUUGUGUACUGAAGUUAGUAGGAGGAGGAGAAGGAGAAUUUUAUAAUAUCUGUUGAGGUGCCGGUUAAAUUCUUUGUUGGGACCAUCAUAUCUUAUGGGAAUACCUGAUAGUUCAUUACUAGACCUGGUAGUAAAGAUUAGGUCCUGGGUUUCUUGGCGAGGAAGUGAUCUGCAGUGUUUGUCUGACCAAUUCGAUAUGCUUAAAAGUAGCUAUCAAAUGUGUUGCAAUUGUCAUAGAAACAACAAUGAAAUGUUCCUCAAAUACAACUGCAAAAGCUGUGGGCGUUGGUUGUGUGGGAAAUGUAUUGAAGGUUGUGAUCUUGACAAUCUUGAAUCUGAGGGCAGUGCGUUGAGGAAAACAAUCAGUUCUUGCAAGUUCUGUUCUGACGUUAAUGAGACGUAUAGCGAUACCCAAGAGAGUCCAAGACAGAGUCUUGAGCCACUAUCACCAUGUUUCAGUAUUGAAAGUGAAAGAUCCUGUUCUUCCCUGAAUAGUGAAUCAAGUAAGAGCUAUCUUCAAGCCCAAGAUUAUGCAUAUGCUCCCCAAGUCAUGAGCAUCGGGAGUAUGGCCUUGUCUGGUUCUCCACCUCCUCAAGUAACUGCUCAUCCAUCUGCAAGGAGGAAUGAUGAAAAUGGGAUAGCUGAUUCUGAGAAGCAUCUUUAUAGCCCUUCAAGUACAUAUUGCCAUAUUCGUUCUGGUACAUAUUCGAGUAAUGUUAGUGCUAGCCACGAGACAUACAACUAUAAGUCUAAGGAGCCAAAUUCUAUCGAGAGCCCCUCUAGGACUGGUUUUGCUUACAGCAGGGUUGGACUUCCUGUACAAUGGGGGCAAGGAAGAAGCCCCAUCUCUCAGUACAGUGGUUCCUUUGGUCAACAAGCUAUGGAGCCUGAUCAAGGGACUGAGGAUGCAUAUAAUACUGAUUAUUUUUCUGAUGACCUGUCAAUUUUCUGGAGCCAGAAUGAGAAUUCUCAUAGGCCAUUGGAUUUUCAAAACAAUGACCCUAUCUGGUUUCCCCCUUCUCCUGAUGAUAAUAUGAUAGAUGACACAGAAGGAAGUAUUUUUGCUUUUGAUGAUGAAGAUGAUGAUAUUGGUGAUUCAGGUGCCUUGUUCUCAUCCAGUAGCAGUCUGUCUACUAUGUUUCCAGCAAAGGAAAAACAUAGUGCAGAAAAUAAAGAACCUUUAAAAGCUGUUAUACAGGGGCAUUAUAGAGCUCUUGUUUCACAGCUUUUGCAAGGAGAGGGUAUUGAAGUCAGUAAGGAAAGUAGUUCUAAUGACUGGCUUGAGAUUGUUGCAACAAUAGCAUGGCAGGCUGCCAACUUUGUGAGGCCAGAUACCAGCAAAGGGGGUAGUAUGGACCCUGGUGAUUAUGUGAAAGUUAAAUGUAUAGCAUCUGGAAGUCCAAGUGAGAGUACCUUUGUAAAGGGAGUAGUUUGUACAAAAAGUAUAAAGCAUAAGCGCAUGACUUCACAAUAUAAAAGGCCUAGAAUACUUCUUCUAGCUGGAGCACUGGAAUAUCAGAAGGCUCCAAAUCAGCUGGCUUCUUUUAAUACAUUGUUGCAGCAGGAAAAUCAUCAUAUGAAGAUGAUUAUUUCAAAAAUUGAGGCUCUUCAACCAAAUGUUUUGCUUGUGGAAAAAACUGUAGCUUCAUGUGCCCAGGAAUAUCUUCUAGCAAAAGAAAUUUCACUGGUGUUGAAUGUUAAAAGGUCAUUGCUAGAGCGUAUAGCUCGUUGCAGUGGUGCGCUUAUCGCUCCAUCAAUAGAUUAUUUAUCAACAGCACGACUGGGGCACUGUGAACUAUUCAAAUUGAACAGAAUGGUAGAAGAUCAUGAGACUUCCAAUCAGUUCAACAAAAAGCCAUCCAAAACCUUAAUGUUUUUUGAAGGUUGUCCAAGGCGUUUGGGCUGUACGGUCCUACUGAAGGGUGCAUGUCGUGAAGAGCUAAAGAAAAUUAAGCAUGUGGUUCAAUAUGCAGUUUUUGCAGCUUAUCAUUUAUCUCUUGAGACAUCAUUCCUUGCUGAUGAGGGUGCCACUCUGCCUAAAAUGAGAUCAAAAAACUUCGUAGCCUUGACAGAGAGGGUUUCUGCUGAUAAUGAUAUAUCUAUAUUGUCUAACAGUCAGUCAGAGGCUGAUAACAUGGAUAGCAUGAAAGAAUUAACGGUUCUUGAAUCAGAGAUUGAAGGAUUGGGAUCAGAACCAGAGCAUCUUGAUGGCCUUAGUUCUCCUUCUCAUGCGAGCACAAUUGGUUAUAGUGUUGGGAAGGUACUAUCUAAUGCAGGCCAUGAUGACUUGAUAGGUAACCUCGCCGUAGAAUCAGGUUGUUUGAAUCCGUCUAAUGAAUCAGAGGGGGGUCCUAUACUUCCUUCUUGUAGGAGAGACUGGUUGCAACUUAAUAUGCAUAAAAGCGUUGUUCAAGAGGGGAGGCAGCAUGGUGAAAUUACUCAGUUGACUAAAGAUGAAAAUGAUAAGAAAUAUGAAAAUGAUGAAAAUGAAUUCUCUGCUAAAUACUUUUCUGCCGCUGAUGGUAAUCAGAGCAUAUUGGUGUACUUUACUAGCCACUGUGUGUCUAAGGGAAUGGUCUGUGAGCAUGCUAAGCUGCUUCGCAUAAAGUUUUAUGGCUCUGAUGACAAGCCUCUUGGGAGAUAUCUUCGUGAGAAUCUUUUUGAUCAGACAUCUCACUGUCAAUCUUGUAAAGAGCGUAUGGAGGCCCAUGUUCUGUGUUUUAUGCACCAGCAAGGAAAUCUUACAAUCAAGGUUAAGCACCUUUCAUCGGCAAAAUUACCAGGGGAAAGAGAUGGCAAAAUUUGGAUGUGGCAUCGAUGCCUUAGGUGCCCUCAUGUAAAUGGAGUUCCACCAGCAACUCCAAGAGUGGUUAUGUCAGAUGCUGCCUGGGGCUUGUCUUUUGGAAAGUUCCUGGAACUUAGCUUCUCAGACCAUGCAACUGCAAAUCGAGUUGCAACUUGUGGUCAUUCUCUGCAGAGGCACUGCCUCCGAUUUUAUGGUGUUGGAAGCAUGGUUGCUUUCUUCCAGUAUUCCCCUUCUUAUAUACUCUCAGUACAUCUGCCCCCAUCUGUGUUGGAAUUUGGCCAUAUGCAGGAGGAGUGGAUAAGAAAGGAAGCAAGAGAGCUUUUGGGUAAAACGGAAACAUUGUACGGGGAAAUAUCAUAUUUGCUUGAAUGCAUGGAGAAGAGAAUAUCUCUUGGUGUCGGAUAUGAGCUUUGUAAUACCUGUGACAUUCAUAACCACGUGGCGGAGCUCAAAGAUAUGAUUAAGAAGGAAAGAGAUGAAUAUCAUAGCCUGCUAGUAUCAGAAACUACAGAAACCUCACAACCAAGGAAGAUGGCUUUAGAUAUUCUGGAAUUAAAUCGCUUAAGACGUUCCCUUCUGAUUGGUUCACAUGUUUGGGAUCACCGGCUUUGCUAUUUGGACUCUUUAAUUAAAAAGAUUUCUGGUUCUAAGUUCAAACAAGAAAAUGAUGAAUCUUUCGUAGAGUUAUUUCGCAAGGAUCACAGUUGUGACCAUUGGCCCGAGCAAAGUAGCCCUUGGCCAUCCAACUUGCAGGAGCAUCCUGAAAGUUGUAUUCUCAAACAAAUGGAUGAGUGUCUUGAACCAUGUUCUGAAGCAUGUACAUCUAAUAAAAAUAGAGAGAAUUUACUUUUAGAUAUUGAAUUUGUUGUCAAUAAAACAUCUUUUGAUUGUUUUCCCGCUCAGGAAUCUAAUCUUUCUGAGAGAAUAGAUUCUGCCUGGACUGGAGCUGACCAGUCUCCUUCAAAAGUCGAACCUCUUCAUGCGUUUCAAGCAGAUGAUCUGCAGGCUGGCUGUGCCAGGCGGUCUAAUUUAAAUGAUACUCAUCCUUUUAGAAGGUUGAUCCAACCAGUGAGAGUUCAUUCUUUUGAUUCAGCAUUAAGAGUUCGAGAAAGAAGCAGGCAAGCCUUGCCCCCCUCAUUACAGUUUUCAACAGUUAGAUCUUUUCAUGCUUAUGGUGACUACAUGAAUAUGGUUAGAGAUCCUGUAUCUAAUCCAUUACAGGCUCACUUUCAAUUGUCACCUUGGGAGGUUCAGAAGCUAAACCUAAUGCUGAACGCCAGACCACUAUUCAUCUCCGCUGCGUCUCAUGUGGCUGAAGGUGUUCGGUUGCUGCUUCCCCAAACACGUCAUGGUCAUAGAGUUAUUGCUGUUUAUGAUGACGAUUACUCUAGCAUAAUAUCUUAUGCCCUUAGUUCUAAGGAAUACGAAGAUGGGGUUGUGCAUAAGUUGGAUCCUCGUGAUGGAAGCUUGGUUAUGCAUGAGAGAAGCAAACAACAUUCAGCUUCUUCUUCCUGUUCAUCACAUCAAUCUGUUGGUCUUUCAGACUUAGAGUAUAUUCAUUAUGGUGGAUAUAGGUCAGAAGAUGCUCCAUCAUCUGUUGCUUCUCUUCUAAUGGACUCCAAGAAAUCUUUACACUUGCGAAUUUCCUUUGGUGAUGAUUCUAUGGGUGCUGGUGGGAAAGUGAAUUUUUCUGUCACUUGUUAUUAUGCAAAGCAGUUUGAUUUACUUAGAAAAUUGUGCUUCCCUGAUGAAGUUGAUUUUAUACGUUCCUUGAGCCGCUGCCAUAGAUGGAACGCACAAGGAGGGAAAAGCAACGUAUAUUUUGCUAAGUCUUUGGAUGAUAGGUUUAUCAUUAAACAGGUUAAAAAGACAGAACUGGAUUCCUUUGAAGAAUUUGCUCCUCAAUACUUUACAUACCUGAUGGAUUCCCUUAAGUCAGGAAGCCCUACAUGCCUAGCCAAAAUUCUUGGUAUUUAUCAGGUUAUUGUCAAAUACCCAAAAGGUGGGAAGGAAACAAAAAUAGAUCUGAUGCUAAUGGAGAAUAUCUUCUACAAGAGAAAUAUAUCUAGAGUAUAUGAUCUUAAGGGCUCAAAAAGAUCUAGGUACAAUUCAGAAACAAGUGGGACAAUGUUAGACUUGAAUUUGUUAGAAGCAUUGAGAACGAAACCCAUAUUUCUUGGGAGCAUGGCGAAGAGACGUCUUGAGAGAGCUGUAUGGAAUGACACAGCCUUUUUGGGGUCAGUGGACGUGAUGGAUUACUCGUUGCUGGUAGGGGUGGAUGAUGAGAGGAAGGAGCUGGUGUUGGGGAUAAUUGAUUUCAUGAGGCAGUACACAUGGGACAAGCAUUUGGAGACAUGGGUUAAGGCCUCUGGGAUAUUUGGUGGUCCUAAGGAUGAUUCUCCCACUGUAGUUUCUCCUAAACUCUACAAGAAGAGAUUCCGGAAGGCCAUGACUGCCUACUUUCUCACUCUUCCUGAUCAGUUGUCGUCCUCAGGGUAAUGUAUCAUAAUUGAUUUUCUGAGUUGUGUGGUGAUUCGUCAAUAAAAAUAUCGGUGUUGGUGGGGGCAAUUGUACAUACAUCCAUGGGGAAACUUGAUGGUGAUAAGUGUAGACCUUUAAUUUUUGUAUAUAAAGGGGAAAAUAAUAACCUUGAUCAGAGCUUGGCACCAAAAUUGUUCAACAUAAUUGUUCAUUUAUCUUAGUGUUAAAUGGAUAAUUUUUCCUAGAA
Molecule: messenger RNA, 6249 nt
Organism: Neltuma alba
Lineage: Eukaryota; Viridiplantae; Streptophyta; Magnoliopsida; Fabales; Fabaceae
Product: putative 1-phosphatidylinositol-3-phosphate 5-kinase FAB1C
Exons: 12
Coding region: 810-6020 (1736 amino acids)
Biological process (GO): phosphatidylinositol phosphate biosynthetic process
Cellular component (GO): endosome membrane
Molecular function (GO): 1-phosphatidylinositol-3-phosphate 5-kinase activity; ATP binding
Source: RefSeq, a predicted model, not a curated record